AAUUUCCUUCUCUGCAACUCAUCUCUGUCGCGAAGGAGCCAACGCCUGAAGGAUUCAAUCAUGGCGACCCCUCAAAGGAUUCUGACCACUAAGGAGGCCGACAUUCAGAUUAUGCUGGCUGCCGAAGUCCACCUCGGCACAAAAAACUGUGAUUUCCAGAUGGAGAGAUACGCCUUCAAGCGCCGCAACGAUGGUAUUUACAUCAUCAAUCUUGGAAAGACUUGGGAUAAGUUGCAGAUGGCUGCCCGAGUUAUUGUUGGGAUUGAGAAUCCUCAAGAUAUCAUUGUGCAAUCUGCCAGACCUUAUGGUCAGAGAGCUGUUCUGAAAUUUGCUCAGUAUACCGGUGCUAAUGCAAUUGCGGGGCGCCAUACCCCUGGAACAUUCACCAACCAGCUCCAGACAACAUUCAGUGAGCCAAGGCUUCUCAUUCUAACAGACCCAAGAACUGACCAUCAGCCUAUCAAAGAAGCUGCUCUUUACAAUAUCCCCACAAUUGCCUUCUGCGAUACUGACUCACCUAUGCGAUAUGUGGAUAUUGGAAUCCCUGCCAACAACAAGGGAAAGCACAGCAUUGGUUGUCUGUUCUGGCUUUUGGCUAGGAUGGUGCUGCAGAUGCGUGGUGUUAUUGCUCCCGGUCAUAAAUGGGAUAUCAUGGUUGACCUGUUCUUCUACAGGGAGCCAGAGGAGGCCAAGGAAGAAGAACAGGAGGAAGCUCCAGCUCUGGAUUAUGCUGAUUAUGGUGCUGCUGCAAUUGGAGGUGAUUGGUCUAGUGCUCAAAUCCCUGAUGCCCAAUGGGCACCUGAAUUGGCUGGUGCAGCUGCUCCAGUUGCCGGUGGUUGGGCAGCUGCUGAUGCAGGUCCUGAUGGAUGGGAUGCGGCUGUGGCUCCACCUGCUGGUGAUGCACCAGUUGCUGCUGCCCCGACUUCCGCCCCUGUUGACAUUGCUCCAUCUGGCUGGGAAUGAAAGAGUUUUGCCUCAUGCUCAUUUAACUUGUCUUUGAAGUACUGUGUUUUUUUUUUGUACCGAAAUACUACUAUAAUUGUUAUUUGGCAGUCCUGAAUUUUUGUAGAAUGUUUUAGCAGCUGCUGUUUUCGUCUAGUUUUAUGGAUUGAGAUUUCACUUGUUUCUGGUACAACUUUUUACUUAAAUGUUAGUAAUUCCAAAGCAACUCAUGCACUAAA
This is a messenger RNA of Salvia hispanica, 1181 nucleotides long. Its product is annotated as small ribosomal subunit protein uS2-like. Lineage: Eukaryota; Viridiplantae; Streptophyta; Magnoliopsida; Lamiales; Lamiaceae. Gene Ontology annotation, cellular component: small ribosomal subunit; ribosome. The record is from RefSeq and is a predicted model, not a curated record. Gene Ontology annotation, molecular function: structural constituent of ribosome. Gene Ontology annotation, biological process: translation.